This is a messenger RNA of Closterium sp. Yama58-4, 330 nucleotides long. The record is from the annotation of a GenBank genome assembly. NCBI's taxonomy places the organism in Eukaryota, Viridiplantae, Streptophyta, Zygnematophyceae, Desmidiales, Closteriaceae.
AUGGCUCCAAAGAAGGACGCAAAGGCCGAUAAGGGUCAAGCCAAGCCCGCCAAAUCCGGAGGCGGCAAGCAGAAGAAAAAGAAGUGGAGCAAGGGAAAGCAGAAGGAGAAGGUGAACAACAUGGUGCUGUUCGACCAGGCCACGUACGACAAGAUGCUCUCCGAAAUCCCCAAGACGAAGCUCAUCACCUCCUCCGUGCUUUGCGACCGCCUGCGCAUCAACGGCUCCUUGGCUCGGCGGGCCAUCAAGGACCUGUUGUCGCGAGGCAGCAUCCGUGUUGUGUCCACGCACGCCACACAGUGCAUCUACACCCGUGCCACCAACACGUAA